Entelurus aequoreus (snake pipefish) is the source of this 1982-nucleotide messenger RNA. RefSeq names its product biotinidase-like. The transcript is spliced from 7 exons. Bases 224 to 1741 code for a protein of 505 amino acids. The record is from RefSeq and is a predicted model, not a curated record. Gene Ontology annotation, molecular function: hydrolase activity, acting on carbon-nitrogen (but not peptide) bonds, in linear amides. Lineage: Eukaryota; Metazoa; Chordata; Actinopteri; Syngnathiformes; Syngnathidae.
GUUAACGGUAGUCCACGAGCGAGUAGCGUGCUUUCAAAAUAAAUGUUUUCGUUUACUUGAGAUUUUUCCCCUCGGUGAGGGAUUUAAAAGCUCCAAUGUCCCAGUGGACUUGCGUCAUCUUGGUUAAUUAAUGUCAGUCUGCGUUACAAAAUGUCUUACCUGCUGACCUUGUUCGGCUGGUAAGACACACCUGGAACAACUUUGUGUACUUCCAGUAGUAAUCAUGUCGCUGCAGGUAACUCUUAUGCUUAUGGCGGUGUGGACGUUCACGGCAGCUUUUGGUCAAACGUGGCACACUUUGGACUCCUCGUACGUCGCUGCGGUGUAUGAACAUCACCUGAUCCAAAACCCGAACCCCCUGGUCCCCGUGUCCCGGCACCAGGCCCUCCAGCACAUGCAGAAGAACUUGGACGUCUACGAGGCGCAAGCAGCUCUGGCAGCCCAGCAGGGUGCAGACAUCGUGGUGUUUCCAGAAGAUGGUCUUCAGGGGUUCAACUUCAGCCGCUCCUCUAUUUCCGGCUACCUGGAGACGGUUCCUGACCCCCGAGAGGAGAAGUGGAACCCCUGCACGGAGCCCAGCAGGUUUAACAACACAGAGGUUCUGCAGCAGUUGAGCUGCAUGGCUCGCCGCCACAACCUCUACGUGGUAGCCAACAUGGCCGACCUGCAGCCCUGCCCCCUGAGGACAGACCCCGCCUCUUCCUGCCCCCCCGAUGGACGCUGGCAGUUCAACACCGACGUGGUUUUCAGGUCAGACGGGCUGCUGGUGGCGCGUUACCAUAAGCACAACCUUUAUUUUGAAGGGGCUUUUGACGCACCGCCGCGGCUGGAGGUCGUAACGUUCGAUACACCUUUCGCCGGGACGUUUGGCCUCAUUACCUGCUUUGACAUCCUCUUCUUUGAGCCCACAAUAGUCCUCCUGGAGAGAGGUGUGCGUCAGCUGAUCUUCCCCACCGCCUGGAUGAACCAGCUGCCCCUACUGGACACAACACAGUUCCAGCGGGCGUUCAGCCUGGGCGCCAACGUCACGCUGCUCGCCGCCAACAUCCGCCACGAUGGACUGAUCAUGACAGGAAGUGGCGUCUACACCCCCUUCACAGCCGCCUACCACCACGCUCAAAGAGGGGACCCCGAGGAGGGCCGGCUGGUCGUGGCCAGGGUCCCGGUGUUGGAGCCACAGUGGGACGAGAAGGAGGGGGGCGGAGUCAAGGGGGGCGCCACAGACCCCCAGUAUUGUCACCAAGACAGCUGUGCUUGGUCUGCACCACCCACCUUCACCGCCUCCAUGAUGUAUGAUCCCUUUCAGUUUGUCCUCCUCAACCACACAAAAGGCCAAGUGGAGGUGUGCCAUGGCAGUUUCUGCUGUCGCCUGCAGUUCCAGAAGUUUCCAGAGGGGGUCAGUAAAGAGCUCUACGCACUGGGAGCUUUUGAAGGCACUCACACAGUCAACGGGCGUUAUGCUCUGCAGGUGUGUGCAGUGGUCCGCUGUGCAGGGAUGGAGGCGGCCUCUUGUGGACAGGUAGUGGAAGAAGCAGACACUAAGUUCGACUUCACGCUUGAGGCCCAAUUUGGGAGCAAAUAUGUUUACCCAUCUGUUCUGGUGAGUGCUUACGUCCUGGAGCAGCCUGACCAUGUGGAGAAGACUGGAGACGGGAGGAUGACCAUGAAACAUGCAAACACAGCAGGAGGGCUGGUCACCGCCUGCUUGUACGGACGUGUCUAUCACCUGGACAAGCAGUGAAGCACACAAACUGACCAGACAUGUGUAACACUGCACACACCUGAAAUGGUGUGGUUUGAACAUCAGGAAAUAACUUUAUUCUUUGCUCCUACUUUACAAACAUCGCACCAAAGACUGCAGGAAAGGUGCUGGUUCUCAAAAAGCUAAUAUUUCUUUCUCUCUCUCUCACACACACUACAUAAACAUGGAGUGGUGUGGCUGCAGGUGCACCAACAAUCCUUCAGUAAUAAAAAAGAUGAUA